AUGGAUCCUAAAAUGGAUCCCAAAAUGGACACCAGGAAGAUAAGUGCCCAGCGUCUUCCCCCGCCUGUCCUCUUCCAAGGCCCGCCGUCACAUAAUGCCUCCAAUCUCUCUCUUCCCCCGCCGGUAUCUGCUGUUCCGACGACGGGAGCCUCUCCGCGGCCGCCUCUGCAGCGCAAUCGCUCGUCCCGCGCAGGAACCCUAGAGGCCCCGGGGUCCCUCUCGCCAUUCCUGACUCGCAAACAGUCCAAGGGGGAGGUGGACGGCUCCGAGGCCAUAUGGCAGGAGAUGCAGAGCGCAUUGUCCGAGGUCGAGCUGAGCGCGGCAACGGGCGAACAUGUCUUUGGGGAGAAGCACUCUGAGGCGUUGGAAGAUCUCCGGACAAAACAGCUGAAGCUUGCGCAGGCGUGGGCGCGCAGCGAAGCCGGGGAUGAGGUUGUGGAAACAAAAGGUGCUGCCGCUACUGCUGCGGCCACGGCAAAGAGUAAUGCGUCGCUGCGGCCGGCGUCGCGAAGCACGGCUGGACCGGGCGAUUCUGCUAAUCCUGAGGAUGGUUCCUCGCGGAAUCUGGAUGAGGAGACGGAAAAGGAUAUUCUUCUUGCACGGGAGAGACGGGAGGCUAAUGAUCGAUACUUCGAUCGGGUUAAUAAUGGUGUCUUGGAUGUGGUGGCCAAGCUGGAGGAAGUCGCUCAGGCUAUGCGCGCGGUGGAAAGGGAGAGCAAAGAUAUCUGGAGUGAUACUGAUAGCAUGAGUACCACGACGCAGACCACGACUGAUACUGGGUGA
This is a messenger RNA of Aspergillus vadensis CBS 113365, 783 nucleotides long. RefSeq names its product DUF5315 domain-containing protein. Lineage: Eukaryota; Fungi; Ascomycota; Eurotiomycetes; Eurotiales; Aspergillaceae. The record is from RefSeq and is a predicted model, not a curated record. Bases 1 to 783 code for a protein of 260 amino acids. The transcript has a single exon.